Neurospora tetraspora is the source of this 1209-nucleotide messenger RNA. RefSeq lists its product as uncharacterized. The transcript is spliced from 8 exons. The coding region runs from base 1 to 1209 and encodes 402 amino acids. Lineage: Eukaryota; Fungi; Ascomycota; Sordariomycetes; Sordariales; Sordariaceae. The record is from RefSeq and is a predicted model, not a curated record.
AUGUCGGAGCUGCCUUUUAGAGGAAGCAAGGGAAGUGUUUCGACCAGCAGUGGCCUGCUUAUCUUGGGUCGUGCUGCCGCCAAGGGAAACCUCCAGAACCCGACUUGUCCCAACAAGGCCAUUCCACCAUAUCGUAUACCCCCUUUCUUAGAACUUUGGCGGUUGAGCUCUGACUCCCGCGGUUUCUUGUUCGGGUUCUUUUCUCGCCUCUUUAUUCUCAUCAUUCCGGAUAAUCAGUUUCGCCGGACAUCAACGGAAACAAACGAUCAGCUGUUCGAGCGGACCGUGAUAGGAUACUUUACUCCACCACUGCGACUCCCUGCGACGUUCUCAAGAGCCCGACUCCAGGCCGGGGCCCGCAAGGGCGCCAUCCACAUCAGAACACCGGCCUCGGCCUGGGGCGUGAGAGAAAGAAGAGAGGAAGGCUUCCCUGCUCCCGAAGCACGCUCGGAGGCCAUCGAAGUGGUAAUCAGACAGAACUCCUUCAAGAUCGACAAGACCAGUUCAUCGACGCCGUGGCUCAUGAGGGGGAGCCACGCUCCCCCUCAUGAUGAUUACCACAAAAUCAAGCGCGAACAGUAUAGCAUUCUGUUCAGCGUCGCCGACCGAGCCAACAAGGGAAAGGUGACCCUUUCCGACUGGACAUACUUCGAGAACCUGCUCGAGAAGCCCGACGCCGAGUGCUGUCCGCCGGUCGUCACUACCAAAUGGACGAGCUAUGAGAACCUGCUCGAGAAGCCCGAUGCCGAGUAUGAAAUCGCCUUCCGCCUGUUCGACGUUGAGCGCCUCGGCACAGCCAAGUAUGACGACUUCCGUCGUCUUUACGAACUCAACAAGGGACCGGAUAGCAUCCCAUUUGAUGGGACUGCGAAUGUCAGAGCCUUCCAGAACAUGAUUGAGGAAAUGGACCUUGCUAGCCAGGGCAGCCUGGUUGAGGUCAUCAUCCGCAAGGCCUGUGACAAGAGCCAGGACGGCAAGAUCACCCGCACAGAAUUCCUCAACCAGGCUUCCAAGUUUACCCGUUUCUCCCUUUUUAUCCCCAUGGAGGCCGGCGGAGGAAGAGGGCGGAGGAAGAGGAGCAAGAUCGUUUCCAGAGAAGGAAGGCCAAAGAGGACGAAGCUUCUUGGGCUGUCUCAGAGUCAGGCAGCACAAGAGGUUCUGCCCGAAGACUUCCCCAGCUGGGCAGUGUUGAAAGAGAUUGUCGUUUGA